This is a messenger RNA of Neltuma alba, 770 nucleotides long. RefSeq names its product MADS-box protein JOINTLESS-like. Gene Ontology annotation, molecular function: DNA-binding transcription factor activity; protein dimerization activity; RNA polymerase II transcription regulatory region sequence-specific DNA binding. NCBI's taxonomy places the organism in Eukaryota, Viridiplantae, Streptophyta, Magnoliopsida, Fabales, Fabaceae. The record is from RefSeq and is a predicted model, not a curated record. The transcript has 10 exons. Gene Ontology annotation, cellular component: nucleus. Gene Ontology annotation, biological process: positive regulation of transcription by RNA polymerase II. The coding region runs from base 27 to 770 and encodes 247 amino acids.
UCACAUUUCAGAAUAUUCUGGUUGAAAUGACGAGAAGGAAGAUAGCAAUAAAGAAGAUCGAGAACGUAGCUGCGAGGCAGGUGGCUUUCUCAAAGAGAAGGAAAGGUCUAUUCAAGAAGGCUAUGGAGCUGUCAACUCUCUGUGAUGCUGAGAUUGCUCUCUUAGUAUUUUCAGCUUCGGGCAAACUCUUUGAUUAUGCUAGUACAAGCACGAGGCAAGUAAUUGAAAGGAGAAACCUAUACUCAGAUGUGAACCUUGUGAAGUCAUACCAGCCAUCUCAAGAGCUGCAGCUGAUAUUUAACAGUGAAUAUUUUAAGCUAAACAAGGAAAUAAAAGAGAGGACUCUUGAAAUAAGACAGCUCAAUGGAGAAGAUCUACAAGGACUGUCUAUAAAAGAUCUGAGGAAGCUAGAAGAUUUACUUAGAACAAGCUUGCAUCGCAUUUCAAAAGCAAAGGUCGAAGUAUUUGAGCAGGAGAUCAAUGUUCUAAAGAAAAAGGUUAGCGUUAUAUUUGUUUAUCAAAAGCAUCCCAUGCAUUAUAUUCAGUCUUUUCCUCAGUGUUAUAGUGAGAAAGAAGACGGACUCAAGGAAGAAAACCAGAGGCUAAAGAAGUUCACCAAAUCCAUGGAAGAAAACCAGAGAUUAGAUCAGGCCCAAUGGCUUGACGAUGAACAAGAUCAGCCAUCAGACGCGUCUCCCACAACAAGGCAAGUUGCUAUAAACGCCACUGAUGAGAGAGUUUGUUGUUUAUCUCCGGUUACUGUAGAUUAG